Molecule: messenger RNA, 2500 nt
Organism: Artibeus jamaicensis (Jamaican fruit-eating bat)
Lineage: Eukaryota; Metazoa; Chordata; Mammalia; Chiroptera; Phyllostomidae
Gene: SYNDIG1L
Product: synapse differentiation inducing 1 like
Exons: 4
Coding region: 193-897 (234 amino acids)
Cellular component (GO): intracellular membrane-bounded organelle; membrane
Source: RefSeq, a predicted model, not a curated record
CCCGGGGCCGGGCGCAGAGGUGCCCUCCUGGGAGUUCCGCCGAGGCCACGAGGCGGGGCGCCGUCGCUCACCGGCCCAUGCCGAGCCCCCGAGCCCCGCGAAGGAGGCGGGACCGUCCUCGACAGGACAGCAGGCUCCCUGAGGACUGCUCCGCCAGCCCACCGUCCCUUCCCCAGAGCUGCCCUCAGAACCAUGGAGAGUCUGAGUGAACUACAGAACCCGCUGCUGCCUCGGAGCCCUGCCCACCUCCACGGCCCCUACCCCUACCCUGAGGCCUCGCCCAGCUGGUCAUGCCAGGAGAAGCUCUACUCCUUCCUGCUGGGAGGUGCUGGCCCUGCUCACCCCCACCAGUUCCUGGACCCAGGGUCCCUGCAGCUGGCCGUGGAGGCCUGGUACAGGCCUAGCUGCCUCUUGGGGAGGGACACGGUCAAGGAGCCCAGAGCAGACAGCUGUGAGACCAGCUUCACAGAGAGCCGGGAGCUCCAGGCGGGGCCCACAGAACCUGGCCAAGCAGAAGAAGAUGUCACCAUCCAGACUGUGUCCUAUGGGGUUCAAGAGGAGCUACAAGGACAGGAGGAUGACCAGGAAGAGGAGGAGAGCGAUGCAACCUCUACGGAGAGCGAGAGUGAAGACGACUUCCUCGCACUGCCGCCCAGGGACCACCUGGGGCUUACUAUCUUCUCCAUGCUCUGCUGUUUCUGGCCACUGGGCAUCGCUGCCUUCUACUUCUCCCAGGGGACCAGCAAGGCUAUCUCCAAGGGGGACUUCCGCCUGGCCAGCACCACCUCCCGCAAGGCCCUCUUCCUGGCCACACUCUCCAUUGCUGUGGGCGCCGGUCUCUAUGUGGCUGUGGUGGUGGCUCUGGCAGCUUACAUGUCCCACAGUGGUCAUGGCUAGCGGCCAGUCUCGUCUAGCAUCCCCACUCCCCUGCUCCACCUGAGGGGGCAGCGGGGCUUGAGGUUGCAGACUCUCUGGAAAGCCCUGCCCCCGAAGACAAGCCGUGAAGGUGGCUUGUUUGGGGACACCUCCCCGGGUGCAGCCUGCAGGGCUCAAAGUUUCCUUCCUCUUGCCCACCGCCCCAAGCCCCAGAGCAGGGCCAGGGCACCACUCUCCAGCCUGGGCUGUGUCGGGAAGCAGGAGAGGGUAAGGCUGCCCACCCACACCAAUCAGGCAGGCCCACAUCUCGCUUCAUGCCAGCAUGGAGCUCAGCCCCUUCUGCCCACUCCCUAGAAUGACUCUGCCCUCAGGCAGCCCACUCCCCAACUCCGCCAACCUCUCCACAGAGAAGGAGCAGGAGGUUAUAGGGAGGGAAAGCAAUACCUGGGGCAGGGGACCUGACCCAGUCCUUUCAGCUCUUACGAGUCUCCACACCGGGGACAGCAUAAGCUUCCCCAUUUCCACUCUCCGGCCUCAUGACGCCCAAACCCCAGCGAGCCAGGAGGGAAAUACAUGGAGACACAGGGGCCCCUUGCUCUUUCUGGCCCUGGGCGGUGCUUAUCUCUCCCGAGGGCUUGUAAGAUGCUAUAGUUUCUAGACAGAGGAGUCUCAGGCAUGGAAACUCUGUACUAAGGCCAGGUUCUUGGAGCUUCUCUGCAGGAACCAAAGGUAAAUGCAAUGACAGAGGACCCAAAAUAUGGCCAGACCACAUGGGGCUCCACACUCUGUCCCCGGACCCUGCUCCCCUCACUUUUUUCUGGGCUCCUUCUCGGGGGCCUGAGAGGGCACCCUCCCAGAUAAAUGGAGAGAGAGUACUGUCAGCAGCCCACCAGCCGCUGAGCCCAGGGCCUUACAUCUUACGGGAAACUAGCAAUGAGAAACCCUCGCUGGGUAUAGUAGGUGUAAACGAGGGGAGGGACACAGGGCUGGCAUGACUGCUAAGGAGCCAGCCAGCAGGGCUCAGGAAGGCUUCCUGGAGGAGGUGUCCCUUUGGCAAGGUCUAGAAAGAUGAGGGGAAUUUAUCUAAGGGAUGUGUUUUCCCAUAACCCUUCUUAUUCAUGGACAGUGGUGUGACAGGAACCUUUCGAGGCGGGUUCCAAGCUGUUUGAAUUAUGCCCAGAGCAUGUGGGCUGGACCCAAACUGCAGCCAUUUCUGAGGCUCCACCAACUCAGAGAAGAAGGUUGGCUCUGUCUCUCAAAGACCAGUGAUGUUUUCCCACCUCUGAAUGCUGGGGCUCAGUGGUGGGCCCCUGGUUGGCCUUGGGGCUUCUUUGCUGAUGCCCCCAUACAGAGCUGCUCUCAACACCCCAGCCACUAGGGAACAUCCAGAAUUUCAGGGACAUACAGGCAGGCAGCACAUUGAAAGAUGAGGCUGUCAGGGCUCAAGCUAUAGGACCUCACUGUGCAUGAUUCCGGGAGUCUGGUCAUUCCAGGGCCCCAUCCAGAGCCUGGGGCUGCGGCUCCAGCACGGACUCACCUCGUCCCACCGUCCUCCCUCAGCCCCGGUGUCACCCAGCCCUCCAUCUCCUUCAUCCCUUAAAGUCCCACAGGCCCAGGAUCAGCA